Molecule: messenger RNA, 186 nt
Organism: Gaeumannomyces tritici R3-111a-1
Lineage: Eukaryota; Fungi; Ascomycota; Sordariomycetes; Magnaporthales; Magnaporthaceae
Exons: 2
Coding region: 1-186 (61 amino acids)
Source: RefSeq, a predicted model, not a curated record
AUGCUUUUAAAAUUUAAAGGUUUUAGCAAGUUCGGAUCGAGCGAUGCAUUAAGCGUUUUUAAUGGUAAAAGCAUGCGGUAUUGGUUUAUUGUUUGGGGUACCGGCUGGUAUUGUAAAGGAAUAAGGGUUAAAAAGGUUUUUCGGGGAAUUGGGGUUGAAAAGGCUGUUUGGGGGAUUGGGGUUUAG